AUGACAAUGGUAACAAAAGAAAUCAUCAAAUUCUUUUUCCUACUUGAAUUGCUUGUGGCACAUUCACAGCAGACGACGAUUAAAAUUGGCGUAUUAUUAAUGACAGAAGCCACUGAACCUUUCGAUUUAAGACGAACAGGACCUGCGUUGGAAAUUGGUUUCGAAGAUGCCAAAUCUAACUAUGGUAUUACGUUUGAAGUGUUGUAUCAUAAUUAUACAGGAUUUUGCCCGAAAGAGACAGUAAUCGGACAUCUUUCGGAACUUUAUUACGAAGACAACGUGAAAGCGGUCAUAGGACCGGCUUGUUCCGGUACGAUCAUUGCUGCCGGACGCUUGGCACAAUAUCUUAAGUUGCCAAUGGUUACUGGAUUAGGAGAUCUUGUUGUAAGAGACCCGAUGGACAAUGAUAUGUACGAAAGUCUUACUAUACUGUCGUACAAUUUACGGAAACUUUCAAAUUCUAUCUCAGCCAUAAUGCAAGAAUACAAGUGGAAGAAUACUGCUAUCAUAUACGACCUGACCUACGUUUUCUUCGAUCUUGCGGCUUCGAACCUCGUGUACGACUUCAGAUUAUCUAGUACAGUUGCACGGCCAUAUGAUGUCCCAUUCAUCCCAGACAAAGUAUCUGAUUACGGAGACCUUCUUGUAGAGGCUAGUGCGCAUGCCCGGGUUUUCAUAAUUUUCUGUAACUCGGACAUGUUGAGAGACUUCCUGUACAGGGCAUAUCAUCUGGGCAUGGCAAAUGGGGAUUACGUUUUUAUAACCAUGGAGUUAUUUCCAAGUGACUGGCUUGGAUAUUACACGGAAUUCCUUCGAGGUGACGAGAAGGACCAUGAAGUGACAAAGGCGUAUGAAUCUUUGUUACUGCUCACACUUAGACAGCCUGAUAACCCGGAAUACGAACUAUUUGCGGAACAAGUGAAACUUAGAGCCAAACGAGAUUACGGUUAUGAAUUCGGAGCUGGGGAGAAGGUGAAUUAUUUCAUAACAGCAUUUUACGACAGUGCCAUGUAUUUGGCGUUGUCGUAUAAAACUGUCCUUGACGAGGGAGGGGAUAUCAAUGAUGGAAUGCUCGUUGCCCAGCGACUAUGGAAUUCAACAUUUGAUGGUAUAACAGGGCCCGUUAAAGUUGACGGUGUUGGAAAUCGAGUGGCUGACUUUGAUGUUUUUGACAUGAAGUCGCCGGAUACGAGGGAAUUUCAGUUGGUAGGAAGAUUUCGUGGAGCAACGCAGCAGUACGUGACCGAAAACAACGUCGACAUUGUAUGGCCAAACGGACUUCCGGUAAACAAACCACGCUGUGGAUACAGCAACGAACUUUGCAUUGAACCACCAGAUAACAACACAACAACAAUAAUCGUGAUCUGUGUUUCUAUUGUUACCUUGGCAACGGUUGCUCUGAUUAUUAUUUCAUUGUCAUACAGGUAUAGUUACACGAAAAUAAAGUCAGAACAAGAAUUAGGCCGCAAGACAUGGUUGGUUGAGUACAGUGAUAUACAGAUUCGUAAAGGACGUUUGAACGACUCGUUCCUAUCAAAGUCACUCCUGACUCUCGAUACAAAAGAGGAACUUGCGCAGGUGUUUACUAGAACAGGGUAUUGUAAAAAUCAGACGGUUGCUAUUAGAAAACUGCAUUUACAAAACGUUGAAAUUACACGCCAGAUUGCUGUUGAGUUCAGACAGAUGCAGCUUGCCUCUCACGGAAAUAUUGCAAAGUUCAUUGGGGCGUGUCUGGAUAAUCAACACAGUAUUAUUCUUAUGGAAUAUUGCCCACGUGGAAGUCUACAGGAUAUGUUACAAAACGAUAGUAUAGAACUAGAUUGGGCAUUCAGAUAUUCGCUCAUCAACGACAUAAUUAAGGGAAUGAUUUAUUUACACUACAACAGUCCUAUUCACGUGCAUGGUCGCCUCUCGAGCACGAACUGUGUAAUUGACAGUAGAUUUGCUCUCAAGCUGACCGACUAUGGUCCAAAAAGUCUGCUUCUUAAAGACAGAGCAGAGGAAAGAAGAGUAUCUCAACUUGCACGUACAUUUAAUAGUGGAAAGUUGCUAUGGACAGCACCAGAACAUCUGUGUUUGACUCCCGGGGGUGUCAUCGGCUCGUCACAAAAAGGCGAUGUUUAUUCUUUCGCCAUCAUACUUCAAGAGAUUGCAAUGAGAGCAGGGCCCUUCGAGGGUAACUCGCAAGAUGUAGAUGAAAUAUUAAAAAUACUCGCCGAUAACAAUGGAGAUAUUGUGCGACCAGUUGUCCCUCCAGAUGCAUGCUCGUCAGCCCUGACCUAUAUGAUGAAAAAUUGCUGGCAGUCAAACCCACUAGAUAGACCUUCAUUUAAUGAACUCGAUGAAUCUUUCAGAAAAAUGCGAGUAGGUCAAACGACGAACAUCAUGGACAAUUUGCUACAACGUAUGUCAAACUAUGCCGACAAUCUAGAGGCACUCGCAGCUGAAAGAACAAAGGCGUAUCUAGAUGAAAAACAGAAAGUAGAGGAACUUUUACAUCGACUCUUACCACCAUCGGUUGCUAGGCAACUUCAAUCUGGACAACCUGUAUCACCAGAAACGUUUGAUUGUGUCACAAUUUAUUUCUCUGAUAUUGUAGGAUUCACUACAAUUUGUAGCAAAAGCUCGCCAAUUGAGGUUGUAGAUCUUCUGAAUGACCUGUACACCGCUUUUGAUAAUGAAAUAGACAGAUUUAGAGUAUAUAAGGUAGAGACUAUCGGAGAUGCUUACAUGUGUGUUUCCGGUUUACCAGAAAGAAUUGGAACGUAUCACGUGACCGAGAUAUGCAACAUGUCGUUAGUUAUCUUAAACACCGUAAAACACUUUACAAUCAGGCACAUGCCAAUGCAAAAACUAGAAGUUAGAAUUGGGGUACAUUCAGGACCAGUCGUAGCAGGGGUGGUUGGUCUGACAAUGCCGAGAUAUUGUUUGUUUGGGGACACUGUGAAUACCGCAUCUCGCAUGGAAUCUACGUCAGAAGCAUCUAGAAUACAACUAUCCAGUGUCUCAAAAAGAUUGUUAGAGGAAUUCCCAACAUACAACAUAAAGGAACGAGGAGAAAUCGAAAUUAAGGGUAAAGGUCAAAUGACGACAUAUUGGUUAGAGGGUUGCGACAGGAAAGAGAGCGUUAUUGCUCCUGGAGGAGUCAUGUAUUAA
Ruditapes philippinarum (Manila clam) is the source of this 3156-nucleotide messenger RNA. Its product is annotated as atrial natriuretic peptide receptor 1-like. The record is from RefSeq and is a predicted model, not a curated record. Gene Ontology annotation, cellular component: membrane. The coding region runs from base 1 to 3156 and encodes 1051 amino acids. Lineage: Eukaryota; Metazoa; Mollusca; Bivalvia; Venerida; Veneridae. Gene Ontology annotation, molecular function: protein kinase activity; peptide receptor activity; ATP binding. Gene Ontology annotation, biological process: cGMP biosynthetic process; receptor guanylyl cyclase signaling pathway; protein phosphorylation. The transcript has 22 exons.